AUGAGUGAUCCAGCUUCUGGUGGUAUUUUUAGUACCGAUUUUAAAAGACAUGAAGAUUUAAAACAAAUGCUUGAUAGCAAUAAGGACAACUUGAAAUUAGAUGCUAUGAAGAGAAUUGUGACGAUGAUGUCUCGUGGUCGAAAUGUAUCUAGUUUGUUUCCAGCAGUAGUCAAGAAUGUGGUGUCCAAAAACAAUGAGAUCAAAAAGUUGGUAUUUGUUUAUUUAGUGCGAUACGCUGAAGAACAGCAAGAUCUUGCUUUGCUAUCUGUUAGCACCUUCCAAAAGUCAUUAAAAGAAUCCAACCAGUUGAUACGUGCUAGUGCCCUUCGUGUUCUGUGUAGUAUUAGAGUUCCUGUAAUUGUUCCUAUUAUGCUCUUAUCAAUAAAAGAGGCUGCUGCAGAUUUAUCUCCAUUUGUAAGAAAAACUGCUGCCAAUGCUAUCGUGAAAAUAUACAGCUUAGAUCCUGAGCUCAAAGAUGCCCUAGUUGAAAUUAUCGAAAAGUUACUAAAAGACAAAACUACUUUAGUUGCUGGAAGUGCUGUUAUGGCUUUCGAAGAAGUGUGUCCGGAACGCAUUGAUCUCAUUCACAAAAACUAUCGUAAACUAUGUAAUUUAGUAAUGGAUAUUGACGAAUGGGGACAAGUAACAGUCAUCAACAUGCUGACUAAAUACGCCAGAUCACAGUUUCUGGACCCCAAUCAAAACGAAACGGAAGGCGAAGAACCUUUUUAUCCUGACGACGAUGAUGAAGAGGAAGCCAAGGAUGAAAGUGAAAAUGGAGAAGCGAAUGAACCGAAGAAGAAGCCUUAUUUUAUGGAUGCUGAUCAUAGACUGCUCCUUAGAACAACUAGACCUCUACUUCAGAGUAGAAAUGCUGCUGUCGUAAUGGCAGUAGCCCAAUUAUACUAUUAUUUAGCUCCUCGUCUAGAAAUGGUAUCAAUAAUAAAGCCUCUUGUACGUCUCCAGAGGAGUCAUAAAGAAGUACAAAUUAUAUCUUUAACCAUGAUGGCUACAAUGUCAGUCAACUCGAAAGGUCUAUUUGAACCUUACCUUAAAAGUUUUUAUGUGCGCUCUACAGACCCUAUACAAGUUAAAUUACUAAAGUUGGAAAUUCUAACCAAUAUUGCAACUGAAUCUACAAUACCUGCAGUUUUAAAAGAAUUUCAGACUUACGUAACAGGUAACGAUAGAGAAUUUGCUGUUGCUACUGUGCAAGCUAUAGGACGUUGUGCGUCGAGCAUAAAGGAGGUUUCGGAUUCCUGCCUAAGUGGUUUAGUGUCGCUGUUAUCAAAUAAAGAUGAAAAAAUCGUUGGAGAAAGUGUAGUCAUUAUUAAGAAGCUAUUACAACAAAACCCAUCUGAACAUACAGAAAUCAUAAAACACAUGGCUAAAAUUAUCGACCGAAUUACAUUCCCUAUGGCCCGCGCGAGUAUAAUGUGGUUAAUGGGUGAGUAUUGCGAUAAAGUCCCUAAAAUUGCUCCAGACGUACUUCGAAUCGCUUGUAGAGGAUUUAUGACAGAGGAAAAUAUUGUAAAGCUGCAAAUUAUCAACUUAGCCUCAAAGUUAAAUUUAACUAAUCAUAAACAGACAAAAUUACUUUGUCAAUACAUUUUUAACUUGGCAAAAUAUGAUCUGAAUUACGACAUAAGAGAUAGAGUCAGAUUCUUACGACCAAUCAUUAUGCCUUCUGAAAAGGGAGGAGCGUUACACAAAUAUGCCAAAAAGAUUUUCUUUACAACAAAGCCUGCCCCUGUCCUAAAAUCUGCUUUCAUCGGUCGUGAUCGAUAUAUCUUGGGCUCGUUGUCUCAUAUACUGGAUCAAGAGGUAUCUGGAUAUAGUGACCUACCGUCGUUCCCUGAAGAAGCCCCUGAUCCGACUGUUCGAAACGUAGAGGUACCAAAAAUUACUAGUAAAUCGAAAAAGAAAAUGACGAGCAUGUUAGAAUCUUUCUAUUCCGAAUCAGAAGAGGAAUCUAACGAAGAUGAAGGUAAGUCUUCUGAAGAAGAAUCAAAUGAUGAUAGUGAAGAAGAUUCGGAUGAAUCAUCCGAGGACGACGAUAGCGAAUCAGAGGAAUCUGAUUCAGAUUCAGAUGAAGAAUCAGAUGAAGAUGACUCAUCGGAAGAAGAGUCUUCUUCAUCGUCUGAAUCUUCGUCGGAAGAAUCAGAAGAAUCGGAAGAAUCUAGUAGUUCUGUCGAAGAAGAAAAACCUAAAGCUAAGAAAGUUAAUACACCACCACCUGCAAAUAACGCCCCAUCGUACGCUCCAAUAAUUGAUAGUAAUAUCUUAGCACCUGUAGAUUAUGCAGCUGCAGAAGUUAUUUCAAAACCAGAACGUUCUACCACGAUGCCAUCUUUUGUACCUUCAUCGCUUCCAAGACAGUCUUUUGAUCUUUUAACCAGUGCUGGCGGACAGGGCCUUGCUGCUGUUUACCGAUUUACUCGAAGCCCUUCAUUACAUGGAUCAAAUUUUGUUUCGGUUGAAAUAACUUUCACAAACCAUAGCCAAAGGGCGAUACGUAAUAUUGGCAUUAAAGAUAAGAAACUGCAAGCAGACAUGAUCAUACGUGAAUUCUCCGAAAUUUCUUCACUUGAAAGCAAUGCAUCAAAAACCGUCCUGAUUGGCAUUGAUUUUAAGGACACAACGCACGCAGCAAAAUUUUCGAUAAGUACACAAGAAUUUAAAUGCCCAGUUAACAUUAAAGCUGUAGUGGGAGAACUUGUCAAACCUAGUAAAAUUAGCCCGGAAAGUUUCAAAAAAGAGCAAGGUAAACUAGCCGGGAUGUAUGAAGUGUCCGAUAAUUUUAAUAUAUCAUCUUCGUUAAGUGCUCAAACGAUAUGUUCUCGAGUAGUGAAAGUCUUAAGCUGUAGUGUGAUCAAUAUAGAAGAAAAAGAGAAUAGUUUAAAAUGUUAUUUUGCUGCGCAAACUAUAUCUGGCAAUCACUAUCUUUUAGUAACCUUGCACCUUCGUAAUUCAACUAAUUGCUCCGUUACGGUAAAUUGUGAAAAAAUUGUUUUCAACUCGAUGUUGACUAAGGAUCUUAAAACAGAAUUAACAACAAAUUAA
Messenger RNA from Trichoplax adhaerens, 3063 nucleotides. RefSeq lists its product as uncharacterized. Lineage: Eukaryota; Metazoa; Placozoa; Uniplacotomia; Trichoplacea; Trichoplacidae. Gene Ontology annotation, cellular component: AP-3 adaptor complex; membrane coat. The transcript has 29 exons. Bases 1 to 3063 code for a protein of 1020 amino acids. Gene Ontology annotation, biological process: intracellular protein transport; vesicle-mediated transport. The record is from RefSeq and is a predicted model, not a curated record.